AUGGAUAGUUUCUCGACGUUGCUUCGGGCGUCGAAGCUUGCCCAAGUGGCCACCCCUAUAUCGAAGCUGAUCCGUGGUGGGAGUCAACAAAUCCCAACUCAUCAAGUCAUUUACACCCCCAAGGCUGCGGCCGUGAGAUCUGAGUUCGGUAUCAAGACGACGCUCCCUAAACAGAUCGGCUACUCCCACAUAUCCUUCAACAACAUCGACAACAAGACUGGCAUGCCCGAUGUUGAAAAGAACACCUCCAAGAUGUACCUGCGAGUGAGAUUACAGGAAAACAAUAUCAUCCCCAAAGUUGACAACAAGCUGGAAAAUCCUCUUUUCCGUCGCCCCGAAAAGCAAAGCACCAAGAAAAACGAGUACGAAUCGCUUCUUUUGGGUUUCAACUUGCACCCCCGUGCUUCGGUCUCUCAAGUUAAACAGAUUUUGAAGGCUAAUCCCAAGUUACACGGUCAAUUCCAAAAAUGGUUGGCCGAGCACCAUCCUCAAGUCUACUUGACUAAGAACAAUGCUGAUAUUGCACGGCUUGUUUCCCAAUUUCUCCAGGAGAACCCCGACAUUGUGAAGUCCAAGUUGGAACUUCAGCAAUUGCGUAAGGACCAAAAUGGUCGCACGUCGCUUUCUGCCAACGCCAAGCAAAUUCAAGGCACUGCUGGUUUGAGUUACGCUCAACCGGGAAGAUUGACCAACACUCCCAACGGUAUCAAGUACCACACAGUUGUUCCCGGUAGAUUGGUUGAAAACAACACCAUUGCCAUCGCUGGUUUUACCGGUGGUGUCCUCGAGCGGCAAGUGCAAAAGCCAGCUCUGUACGCUAGCAAUGUUCCCGGUCACCACUCGCGUCAAUUCACUAUGCCUUUUAAGGUGACUCUGGCGUCGAUGUGGGAUAACGGUUCCGUGUCUCUCAACGUUGAGUACGUGAAGGUGGGUGAUUGGGUUUCCUCGCACCUGGCUCGUAGCAAUGGUCAAAAGCGAUUUGAACCCCUGAACCCCAUGUUCGACUCAGUUGCUGGCAGACACACUUCUAAGGAAGACCCUCUUGCCCGGUUGUUAAACGUUGUUAACAACUGA
Molecule: messenger RNA, 1074 nt
Organism: Diutina rugosa
Lineage: Eukaryota; Fungi; Ascomycota; Pichiomycetes; Serinales; Debaryomycetaceae
Product: mitochondrial 37S ribosomal protein bS1m
Exons: 1
Coding region: 1-1074 (357 amino acids)
Biological process (GO): mitochondrial translational initiation
Cellular component (GO): mitochondrial small ribosomal subunit
Molecular function (GO): structural constituent of ribosome
Source: RefSeq, a predicted model, not a curated record